Molecule: messenger RNA, 1193 nt
Organism: Lotus japonicus
Lineage: Eukaryota; Viridiplantae; Streptophyta; Magnoliopsida; Fabales; Fabaceae
Product: peroxidase 10
Exons: 4
Coding region: 142-1122 (326 amino acids)
Biological process (GO): response to oxidative stress; hydrogen peroxide catabolic process
Molecular function (GO): peroxidase activity; heme binding
Source: RefSeq, a predicted model, not a curated record
CUCUCUAAAAAAAAUUAAGCUUCCAAGUGCGCGCUUCUUUUUCUUCUAUAAAUUGUUUUACUUCACAGCUUGUUGUCACACACAGUUCUAAAAUUGAGUAAAACAGAACCUCCCCUGUUGCAUUCACUCUAGUUUCAACUUAUGGAGUGUAUCUCUUACAAACAUCCUUUUGUUUUCAUGUUAUGGCUUGUGCUCCUUAGUCCUCUCGUGUCCUCUCAACUUUAUUAUAAUUUCUAUGACACAACGUGUCCAAAUCUGACCAGAAUUGUUAGAUACAAUCUCUUGUCAGCUAUGUCCAAUGACACAAGGAUUGCUGCUUCUCUCUUGCGCCUUCAUUUCCAUGAUUGUUUUGUCAAUGGAUGUGAUGGGUCUGUACUUCUGGAUGAUACCAGCACUCAAAAGGGUGAAAAAAAUGCACUGCCUAAUAAAAAUUCAAUCAGAGGAUUUGAGGUCAUUGACACAAUCAAAUCUGCAUUAGAGAAAGCUUGUCCAUCCACAGUGUCAUGUGCUGAUAUACUUACUCUAGCAGCAAGAGAAGCUGUUUAUCUUAGUAGAGGCCCUUUUUGGUCUGUACCUCUUGGUCGUAGAGAUGGCACAACAGCAAGCGAGAGCGAGGCAAAUAACUUGCCAUCACCCUUUGAACCUCUGGAAAACAUUACUGCCAAGUUCAUUUCCAAGGGUCUUGAAAAGAAGGAUGUAGCAGUACUCUCAGGUGCCCACACUUUUGGGUUCGCUCAGUGCUUUACAUUCAAGCCAAGGCUAUUCGACUUUGGUGGCUCUGGUAAACCUGAUCCAGCACUUGGUUCUUCACUUCUUCAAAAUUUGCAGAAGCUAUGUCCAAAUCAAGAAGCUUCUGACACCAAUUUGGUGCCUCUGGAUUCUGUCACAACCAGCACAUUUGAUAACAUGUAUUACAGAAAUCUUGUGAACAAUUCAGGGCUACUUCAGUCAGACCAAGCUCUUUUGGGUGACAACACAACUGCUUCAUUGGUCGCUAACUAUAGCAAGUGGCCUGUUCUGUUCUUCAGAGACUUUGCUGUGUCUAUAGAGAAAAUGGGCCGUAUAGGUGUACUCACAGGACAACAGGGGCAGAUUAGAAAAAAUUGUAGGGCUGUGAACUAGAUAUGUAUGUUCUUCCUUUGUAGACUUGUAUGAAACCAUGCCUAAAAUAAAAUAGUCCUAAUAGUUAGACA